Molecule: messenger RNA, 1101 nt
Organism: Mesitornis unicolor (brown roatelo)
Lineage: Eukaryota; Metazoa; Chordata; Aves; Mesitornithiformes; Mesitornithidae
Gene: RSRP1
Product: arginine/serine-rich protein 1
Exons: 5
Source: RefSeq, a predicted model, not a curated record
UUUCGUUACAGGAGCGGCCAGGCGUCUCACGGGAACCAGCACCGGGGGUGUCCGGCGGCUCCCAGCGGAACAGAGACUGGGCAUUACAGAACAACCAUAAAAACUGAACCAGCAUCUGAAAGCACCUGUGUGGAAAAAAGAGUGGUCAGGAAAACUGAUGCUAUGACAGAUUUCAGCUCACAGAAGAAGAGAGAAUCAUCUUUGAGGUCCAAGAGAAGCUGUGAUAGGUCAUCAACAAGGUCCUCCAGCAGAUCCUCUUGCAGUUCACGGUCCAGUUCAAGCACUUCCUCUUCAGCUUCCUCCAGGAGCUGGAGCCGGUCCAGAUCCAGAUCAAGGUCAUGGGCUAGAAGAAGCGGUUCCCGGAGAUACAGAAGAUACUCUCGUUCGUACUCCAGAAGCCGCUCCAGAUCACGCGGCUAUGCGAGAUACCAAGGAAGGUACCACGCCAGGCACUACAGGAGAUACCACCGCUCUCCUCCGAGGUACAGGUCACGCAGUCGGUCGUGGUCUCGUGGAAGAUUGUACUACAGAAGGUCCUACUCGAGAAGCAGAUCCCGUUCAAGAGGCCCGAGAUACUAUGGAUUUGGGCGAACAAUCUAUCCUGAGGCUUACAGGAGCUGGAGAAGCAGGUCCCGAACAAGGUCUCGGAGUCGGUCACCUCUCCAUCUGAGUGAAAAAGACAAGCGGGAACUCCUGGAAAUUGCAAAAGCUAAUGCUGCGAAAGCUCUGGGAACAGAUAACAUUGUCUUGCCAGCAAGCUUGAAGAUCCCUGCUCCUUCCAAAGAGAGAAAAACUGAAAAACAAGAACCUGAAGAUGCUGGAGAGUCAGCUGAGCAACCCAGAAGACUUGCAGAGGACGUGACCAAGAGCGGAAGGGAGAGAGCAGCCAUACAGAGAAGCAUUUCUUUCAGUCCCAAUAACACAAUGGCAAAACCAGUACUGCAGAAGCCAGCAGCCCACGUUUUUAAAGAACUGGCAGUUUCUCCAGCAAGAGAAGAUGACAAAAAGGGAAAUCCCUAUGGGCAAUGGGUUCCUGUCAAGAAGGAGAAGAAAAAAUUCCUAAACAUCUCAUCUAAAAAUGCGCUGUUCCGGGCACGCUAG